UAUCGUAAAUACAAGCAAGUGAAUGUAAGAUGAGCAACAAAAGCACACCGGUGCAACAACGCAUCAAUCAAUUCCAAGCACGUGCACGUGGCAGCAUUGGAAGUGGUUCCAAAACGCCUGCCGCAGCUGCUUCAGGAUCGGCACUCGGUUUGCGCCGCAAGUUGCUGAGUCGCACACCAAAAAGGAGCGCUGAAAAACUGCCGCAGACUCACACACGAUCGGAGCAAGUACUAAAUACAGCAUUUAAUAGCGGCAUAGCAACGCCAAAUCCCAAACCAAAGCCAACUGCAUUGAAUGCAUGUUAUACGCCUUCCUCGCUAUAUCGCAAUGUGGGCAAGACGCCAACGCCGCUGCGUCAGCCGCAAACGCCCAGCACACACAGCAAGUCGGCUAGCAAACCAAAGGAAAAGGAUGCUAUGGUUGAGUCCUUUCACAGCAUUGCCGAAGAAAGUAAUAUGAUUGUAGCAGUGCGCGUGCGUCCACUAAAUGCAGCGGAAUGCACGCGCGCCAACGUACACAACGUGGUGCAAGUACAUAGACAUAAUGAGCUGACUGUGCAAGCAGGCAGCAGUGCUGAUGCCUCCGCUGGCGUUUCGCACUACUUUAGCUACGAUCAGGUAUACUACUCCUGCGAUCCCGAUCGCAGGAACUAUGCGGAUCAGCUAGCUGUGUUUGCCGGCACAGCGCAGCCACUAAUCGAUACAGCUUUUGAAGGCUACAAUGCUUGCCUGUUUGCCUAUGGACAGACGGGCUCUGGCAAAUCCUACAGCAUGAUGGGCAUAGAGGGAUUAGAUGAUGCUGCUUUGGAUGGCAGAGCACCACAUGUUGAGGCAGGCAUUAUACCACGCUUCUGCCAUGAGCUGUUCCGUCGUAUUGAUGCAGUCAAGCAGCAACUGCAGGUGGAGGUGGAGGUUAGCUACUUUGAGAUCUACAAUGAGAAAAUACACGAUUUGUUGAGCGUGCAGGCAAUGACCAAUGUGCCGGAGACGCCUGUGCAGCGUCAAGCGCUUAAGGUGCGCGAGCAUCCUAUAUUUGGCCCUUAUGUGGUGGAUCUAAGUGCACAUUCUGUUGAUUCCUACUCGGCGCUACGCAAUUGGCUGGCUGUGGGCAACUCGCAGCGUGCCACAGCCUCGACAGCGAUGAACGACAAGAGCUCACGCUCACAUUCCAUAUUCAACAUUGUGCUGAAUCUUACCGAUCUAAGCAGCGACACUGAAAGCAGCGAUACAGACUCUGGCACUGUCUCCUUGCGCCAAACGCGACGCAGCAAAAUCAGUUUGGUCGACUUGGCCGGCAGUGAACGCAUAAAUGUGUCUGGCUCAAAUGGCGAACGCAUACGUGAAGGAGUUAGCAUUAACAAGAGUCUACUGACGCUGGGGAAAGUAAUUGCAGCCUUGGCCGACUCACGCAAGCCCGUCGGCUCAUCCACGCCGCAUACCUUUGUGCCCUAUCGUGAGAGCGUGCUCACCUGGCUACUUCGCGAAAAUCUGGGUGGCAACUCCAAAACCGUUAUGCUGGCCACCAUUUCACCAGCGAGUCUGCAUGCGGAUGAAACUCUGGCCACGCUGCGUUAUGCGUGCAAGGCGCGCUCCAUUGUGAAUCGUGUAAAGGUGAAUGAAUCACCACAUGACAAGAUUAUACGUGAUCUACGCGCUGAGGUGGAUCGCUUGAAGUCGCUGCGCAAUGAGUACGAGCGGCAGCGUCGCUUGUCCUCCAAUAAUAAUCCGCCAGCGCCACGUAAAAUUAUAAUUGAAACAUCUGUGGAUGACACCGAGGUGGAGGCGCUGCGUCAGCAGCUGGCAGAGCGCGAGCGUGAGCUGAAUCGCGCGCAAAAGUCUUGGAUGGAGCGAUUGAAAGAGGCGGAGGAUUUGCGCAAGUCGGAGCUGCGUUUGCUCAAGCGCAAGGGAUUGGCAAUGGAGCUGACGGCAGAGCAGAAGCAAGCGUGCUUGGUUAAUCUUACGGCGGAUCCUAUGCUAAGCGGCACGCUCUUCUAUUUGCUGCCGCCAGGCAUUGUGCGCAUUGGACGUGGCCGCUUGUCAGGCUCCGCCAAUGCAACUAUGCCUGAUAUAGUGCUGGAUGGACCGCUGGUGGCGCUGCAGCACUGCAGCAUUGAGCACGAGUCCAGCGGCAAGUUGUAUGUUAGUCCUGGCAGCGAGGACUUUGAAACCUACGUCAAUGGCGAGCUGCUGCUGCAGCGGCGUCAGCUCUAUCAUGGCGAUCGUUUGGUUAUUGGCGGCUCGCAUUAUUUUCGCAUAUCGAAUCCGUUUUGCAGUCAACGUGACAAGCAGCAUACACAGCUGGUGGACUUUCAACUGGCGCAUCAGGAGAUCUUGCAGAAACAGGAGCAGAAACUGCGCUCCGAGCUGGAGGAUGAGAAGCGUGCAGCGCUGUCGCUUAUCGAACAGCAGCGUGUGCAGCAUGCGCGUGACUUUGAGGAGCGACUGCAGUGCCUGGAGCUGGAGCAGUUCAAGUUCAAGUGUAACAGCGAAAUGCUGGAAACGGAGCGUCAAGCGCUGGCCCAACAGCAGCAGCCGCAGCAAACGAGCAAUGUCAGCACGCCGGCACACAAGUCCACGCUGCUGGAGGAUAUACAACGCAUUAUGCUGAAUCCCAGCGAGGAAAGUCUGCACAAGACGCAGCUUAUGGUCAAGGAGGCUACACAGCGCUGUCGUCUGCUGGGCUUGAAGCACCUGCAGUUUCGUCAAGCGCAAACUCCAGAUGAGUUUGGACUGCUGCGCAGCGUUAUACUCAUUGUGGACAAGCAACGUGGACUCAAGGCGGAGUGGCCCACUGCUAGACUGGGCGUCUGGCUCGAUCUGCAGCGCGAUGGCGGCAACGCUGCCAACAUAUUCCAAAACGUUGAAAUUGAUUGGCAGCCACUGGAUGCAGAUCUGAAUGAAACGCUCAACGAUUCACACAACUCCAGCCGCAUUGCCUUGAAUCUAAGCGCCAUGAAGGAUUUGCUGCUCAAGCAGCCACUGAAGCGUCUUUUAUCUGGCGGCGGCAGCAAUCAAUCCACGCCCAUUGACUCGCCAGGCAGCAACAAGCUGGCGCAGCAUACCAAGCGCCUGCUGACUUAUGAUCUGGAUGAGCAACCAGCUUUUGCACAGCUUGCCCAGCAGGAGUUGCAGGUGCUGCAGCGCUCCACGCAGCGUUUGCGGCGUCACUGUGACGUUGCCUUGCGUGAGCGUGAAAAUCAACAAGAUGCCGGCGACUUGGCCAGCAAUUUGCAGCAGGCAGUUGCAAGAUUGGAGCAGGUGCUUCACAGCAUGCACAGCUGCCUGGCGCAGUCGGCAGAGGUGUCCGCAGCGGCAGCAACGUCACCAAGUAAAGCACAAAAGGCUGUGCGUUUUCUGAUCGACUAAUCAACGUCAAUAGCUAUAAUUCCUUGACUUUAUAUAUAACCUUACUAUAUAUGCAAUGGCUUGUUUGUUUAUAUUCGUUUUAU
Messenger RNA from Drosophila busckii, 3448 nucleotides. RefSeq names its product kinesin-like protein KIF14 (gene neb). Gene Ontology annotation, cellular component: microtubule; kinesin complex. Gene Ontology annotation, molecular function: microtubule motor activity; ATP binding; ATP hydrolysis activity. Gene Ontology annotation, biological process: microtubule-based movement. Lineage: Eukaryota; Metazoa; Arthropoda; Insecta; Diptera; Drosophilidae. The coding region runs from base 30 to 3365 and encodes 1111 amino acids. The transcript has 3 exons. The record is from RefSeq and is a predicted model, not a curated record.